UUUAACUGACUCACCGUUUGACGUGUGUAUUUCGGCCAUUGUGUAGCAGCCGAAUAAAAUUUUAUGCUGUGUAACUUAAAAACACGUUUGUGUGGAAGAUAUUAAUAAUGGUUUGCGGGGGCUUUAGCUGUUCUAAGAACGCCCUUAUUAUCUUGAAUGUUCUAUAUAUUAUAAUCUCUAUAAUCCUAAUAGGUGUGGCAGCAUACUCUCGUCUGGCAGCCAUUGUGGUGAGCCUAGGUUUGAUUGGUGGAAUCAUUGCAUGUGGAGUGUUCCUGUUUUUUAUUUCCUUAGUGGGAAUGAUAGGAGCUGUCAAACAUCAUCAAGUUCUUCUCUUCUUUUAUAUGAUUAUAUUGUUUUUAUUGUUCCUGCUGCAAUUUUCUCUCGGCUGUGCUUGUUUGGCUGUAAACAGAGAUCAGGAGAUCAGUUUAGUACGUAAUGGAUGGAAGGCAGCUGAUAUGACAUUCAAGGAUACCAUACAGAACAAAUUAAUUUGCUGUGGCUUUGAAGAUGUAAAUUUGAAUAAAACUGACCCACUUGGCCACCCAUCUUGUGAUGCUGUAUCUUGUUGUAUAGGCAAUGUAGACUCACCUUGUUGCAAUGCUGAAAUAAACAGCAAUGUGACAGAUAAAAAAUGUCCAUGUGCAACAUGUUUAGAAAAGUUUAAACCAAGGAUCCAUGACGCUUUUUCUAUCACUGGAGGCAUUGGCUUGUUUUUUAGUUUCACAGAAAUCAUUGGAGUCUGGGUUACGAUUCGGUAUCGUAAUCAGAAAGAUCCUAGAGCUAACCCAAGUUCUUUCCUCUAAUACUAACAGUAACAAUAGAUUUUAGGUGUAUGGUUGUCACUAAGAUACAGAAACCAAAAAGAUCCAGAAGCAAAUCCUAAUGCAUUUUUGUAACAAGAUGCAUGUGUUAAGUUAUUUGUAUAAAUUGAGUGUAUUGUAUGUCAUAUAGCCAGUGUGAUUACUUAUAGAGACAUCAGUUUGUUGAACAAUUUCAUCUAAAGCCAUUUUAUCAAUUGUUUGGCAUAGUCAUACAUGUACAGCUUCGGGACAUGUUAAUGUGACAUUUAAUAGUCAGCAAUAAACCAGUAAUGUUUAAGUCACAGUAAAAAUGUUUAAGUCAUAUAUAUACUGUAGUAUCUUUUUUGUCAGCAAUAACAGAUUUUUAUUAAGAUUUAAAUUAUGUACAAUGUUUUAAGUGUCACAUAGAUCGAUUGUAUAUAAUGUUUGAAGUGUCACACAAAUUUAAAAAUGAGUUAAAGACUUACAAAGAGAAAUCCCAACAGAGACAAAAUGCUUGGAAUAUAUACACUUGUUUAUCAUUUGUAAUUUCUACAUUAUUCAUUUGAUGAUCAUAUAUCAAUCUUUUGUCCAUUAAUUUUCUUGUAUUUGUUUUUUGAUAUGCCAACAUGAAUAGGUGGUUAAUUAUUGUUUAAUAUUCAUUGAAAAUUGAGCCGUGUCACGACAAAACCAACAUAGUACAUUUGCGACCAGCAUGGAUCCGCGCAGUCUGAUCAGGAUCCAUGCUGUUUGCUUACAGACCCUAUAACAAGUAAAGAAACUGAUAGCGAACAGCAUGGAUCCUGAUCAGACUGCGCGGAUGCGCAGGCUGGUCUGGAUCCAUGCUGGUCGCAAACCCAUUAUGUUGGUUUUGUCAUGACACGGCUCAAAUUAUUCUCUCUUUAUCUGAACAUUAUUAUGUGGUAGGGGUGUCACACUUAUCGUUUAAAUGGGUACGGUUGGUUUUUAGCUAAAAACCGGUUAGAAAAUUCAAUAACCGGUAACCGACGUUAGUAUUUGAAAAGUUUUAAAUUGAUACUAUCUAUUACCUUACUAUAGCAUAUUGUUUUUAUUAAUAAUGUAUAAAUAGCUUUGGUAUGAAUUUCACUAAUUGGUAAUUUGGUUUAAACAAAUUUUUCAUAAGAUAUAACAGGUCAGUAUCAAAGUAAAUUCAUUUUUUGUCUGAAAUAAAAUUGCCGAGUAUAUUUGAUGUUUUUAUCUUUGUGACAAAGUUAAACAAAACAACACAGCAUCUUCCUGUUUGUUCAAGACACAGAUUAUUCUCCUUAUUGUUACUGUAGAUAUAUCAGAUCAUAAAGUUUAACUUUUUUUCAAUUUUGUGUUCGUUUUAUUAUGUUAAACAGAUAUUUAUACAAGAAAAAUGUGCAAUAUCUUGUGCUGAAUUUGUGCCAAGAACAGAAUGUACCAAAAUAAAUUACAUUAUUUGUUUUGAUUUAGCAAACUUUUUUUCUCUCAUUAUCUUUCUUCAAAAAAUUUUAUUAAAAGAAUUUGAAAUUAUUUUGUGUGAUGUAAGUAAGUUAAUAUGAGCCGCGUCACGACAAAACCAACAUAGUGCGUUUGUGACCAGCAUGGAUCCAGACCAGCCUGCGCAUCCGCGCAGUCUGAUCAGGAUCCAUGCUGUUCGCUAUCAGUUUCUCUACUUGUAAUAGGGUUUGUAAGCGAACAGCAUGGAUCCUGAUCAGACUGCAUGGAUGCGCAGGCUGGUCUGGGUCCAUGCUGGUCGCAAACCCAUUAUGUUGGUUUUGUCAUGACGCGGCUCAAAUGAAUAUUUCUCUGACACAAAAACAACUUGUAUAUUGACUUGUUUAUCAUUGAUGAUUUUAUUUUAAUUGUUUAAACGUGUAGAUAAAAUGAAGCAACACUAUGUAAUACAUUGUUAUAAAUGAAGGGUAUAAGUUAAUACCAGUGUUGUAUGCUGUAAGUGAAAUGUUUGUUUCUACAAAAACUUUAAUUUCUAUAAAGUAGAUAGUAUAAAAUAUUUACUAGACAGUGUGAGGUAUAUGUAUUACAUAUCUUAUGUAUUAACACAGCAAAUAUUUAUCAUAUAAUAACUUAUUAUUUUGGGAAGACAAUAUUUUAGUACCAUCCAUGCUUUAAGAAACCCUCUACAUAUCUGUUUAAAACAUAAUUUUGGCAGUAAAACUAGAAACAAACAUUUCUUUCCUAUGUUAAAUUAUAAGCUCGCCUAAGUACUUAGUGCUCAUGUGAGGUUGAAGGAACAAUGGCUUUCUGUCUUAUGUUUGUUAGUAGAUCAUUUCAAAUGACAUCCUUUAAACAUUUUGGCUACUUUGAAACUUCCAUUUACAUAUGUCUAAAAUAAAUCUUCACUAAAAUUGCUUAAAAUGUACAAUUUUGACAUAUAAGUGAAAUAAAUGAACCAAAAAUAAAUGUUUAAAGUGAAUACUUCAAAAACUUAUCCUCUAUAACAACAUGGCCUAAAUCACAACUGUUUGGUCAGUUAAGCUAGAGGUAUUUAUCAACUUUCAACAAUUUAUGACAGAGUUGUUAAAAUGGGUUCUAGUCUAGAUAUAUCUUGAUAGUGAAUAGACUGAUAUGGUAAAAGUUUGUAUAAUAACAAAACCUUAAUGUAUAGUAUUUACAUAUAUUCUAUUAUAGUAUUUACAUAUAUUCUAUGGUAUAUGUAAGUGGACAUUUACCAAGUUUCUUCAAAUUAUGAAUUUGAAAAUUUGGUCAAACAGGCUUUUCUUAGUUUUUCAUUUUUGGCUCAUAGUCUUUAUUUAUGGACCAAUGACUUACAUAUUGUGUAUGAAUAUACUUUGCACAGACCGCUAUCUUGGGGAUGGGGUUCUAGGUCAUAGUCCCCAAUACUAAGAUAUUAUCCAAGGCAAAGAUAGUCACCAUUGUUAAGAUAUUCAUCACCAAACUUAAGAUAGUUGCCAUAUUUAAAAAUAGUCAAAAAGGCUAAGAUGGACCCAAAGGCUAAGAAAGUCACCAGGGUUAAGAUAAUCCAUAAUGCUGAGAUAGUCACUGAGGUUCAAGACAGUCACCAAUGCUAAGCUAGUCACAAAGGUUAAGAUGGUCCCUAAGGCUAAGAUAAUCACCCAAGGCUAAGAUAGUCCCCAAGAUUAAAGAUAGUCACCAAGGUUAAGGUCACUAAAGCUUUGAGAGAUUUUCGAGUUUUUUUUUUGUCAGAUUUAUAUUGACAUUCACCUCAGUGUUAUCAGAAAUGGUAGAUGUGAGCAAUAUGUGUCAUGUCCUGCCAUGAUGUCUUGUUAGUAACAAAAAAUGUUUGGGAAUUGUUGAAUAUAAAUGAGCCGCGUCUUGACAAAACCAACAUAAUGGGUUUGCGACCAGCAUGGAUCGCUAUCAGUUUCUCUACUUGUAAUAGGGUUUGUUAGCGAACAGCAUGGAUCCUGAUCAGACUGCGCGGAUGCGAAGGCUGGUCUGGAUCCAUGCUGGUCGCAAACCCAUUACGUUGGUUUUGCCAUGUUGCGGCUCAAAUUGUAACAUGUAUGGUGUUAGUUUUAUUGAAUUUCUUUGUUUUUUUCUGUUUACAUUUUUCAGUUUUUGGUUUACAUUUGUUAAGUAUUAUUUUGUAUAUAUUGUAUAAAACUACUGUUGGUGUUGUAGAUAUAUAGAUAUAUAUAAACUAGCUAUUUGUUUUUGUUUUUUUUGUUGCUUUAAAGUUAGUAGAAGCAUUAUUAUUGUAAGCAUUAUUGUAUGAAUGAUCUGAGUGACUGAAAGAAACAUUUGCUGGUAGAAAUGUAUUCUAUAAUGGGGGAACAUAAGUUGAUUAGUGAAGUUCUGUUGUAGGAUUAGUUGUUUCACUUUAAUAUAUCCUUUUAUUAUAUUCUUCUAAAUGAAAUAUUGAUGAAAUAGUUAUGAAAUAAAGUGUGUAUUUUUAUUUUCCAUAUUUUCACUGCAGUGAAACAUAUUUUCUGUAUUUUCACUGAUGUCUUGCCAAACUACUUUCUUCUAAAUUCAGCCAAUACACAAAAAUAAAAGAAAAUUCAUUCUAUUCAUAAGGUGAAAAAGGAGAAUUAGUAUAUGAUAAACUGAAUUUUUUUUUUCUUCUAUAAAUACAGGAUUUAUUUCCAUCUUGUGGUAUGAAAAUUAUCAUAUUUCACUUGUGGCUACUGCUACUCCUGAAAUAUUUAUUUUCAUACCACUCCAGGAAAAUAAAUCCUUUAUUUAUAGAAGUAACUUGAAUGUCCUCUACUUAUUUAUUUACUUCAAAAUUUGAUUCUUUUGUAGUACAUAUAAUCAGAUAAGGUAGAACAUAAAGACUUAUAUAAUUAUAUUACUUUUCAUAAUAAAAGCUAAAUAUUAUAGUAUCACUUGUGUGGUAUAUAAGAUAAUCAACUUCUUACAAGAGUAAAAAUAAGUUAAAAUAUUUUUUUCUAAAUAUUCUUCAUCUGUCAAUCAUAUUUUUACUUACAACAUAUUAUCUAUUUUCAGUUAGAUGUUUGUUUCAAUUUUGAAAUUUUUGUGUAUUUUAUAUUUGUAAUUUAGAUUAUGUUCAACUUAUAUCAACUUAUACAAACUGUAAAUCAGUCAUACAGUGAUUCUGAGUGUUCAUUGAACUUGCAUUUAUAUAUAUGAAUGUUUCUUAUUUUAAUGUAAAUUUGAUCAAGAAAUUCCAUGACUAACAUUGUCCAAUCAGCAAUUUGCUAUAUUUGCAGCUUUUACUAGAUGUAAAGCUUUGGGAAAGGGAUUUUAUUGAUACCCUUUCUUGUUGUAUAGUGAAUCACGUUAUAUAUGAGAUAUUUUAUUCAGAGUUUAAUCGUGCACUCACUAUCUUCAAUUUUUAUCAUCUAUAGAUUUUCUUUUAACUGUUUGUUCAAUAGAAGUAUAAAAAUGUCAAGUUGUAUUGAAAUGGUUGUGGUAAGUUUACGUAUAUUAUAAGAAGUAGGGAAAUUUGUACAUUUAUGAUAUACAUGUAUAUAUGAUAGAUUAACUGGCAAGUUUUUUGUGUGUAUCUUAUAUUGUAAUAGACACCUCUCUCUGUCUGUCUGUCUGUCUGUCUGUCUGUCAUUGAUUUUUUUUAGUCUUUCGCUAUAUCACUGUUAAUGUAUGCUUGUUAAAGAAUCAGUCAGAAUUCCUUCCUUAUUGGAACUUUCAUGGAAUAGUCUAUAUAACCUCAUUUUAUUAUAUGACUCUCUUACAGGUCUUUUCAACAAUAAAUUUUUGUGUAAUAUAAAAGCUAAUAAGACCUAUUGAUAAUCUUGACAAAAGGCAAUGGUUCUCCAGAAAAAAAUUAACACUAUAACAUUAUUUCAAGUGUCAUUAAAUCAUAGCAUAUACGGGGUUGUAUUUACAUGUUUAAUAUUUCUAAGCUUUCAUUUGUUUCCUCUAAAUAUUUGGUUAUGUUAAUGCACUUUUAUAAAAUAAUCAUUCCAAAUAAAUUCUCAUGAAGCAACAA
Ruditapes philippinarum (Manila clam) is the source of this 6183-nucleotide messenger RNA. RefSeq names its product tetraspanin-13-like. Bases 108 to 803 code for a protein of 231 amino acids. The transcript has 6 exons. Gene Ontology annotation, cellular component: membrane. The record is from RefSeq and is a predicted model, not a curated record. NCBI's taxonomy places the organism in Eukaryota, Metazoa, Mollusca, Bivalvia, Venerida, Veneridae.